Molecule: messenger RNA, 1989 nt
Organism: Ostertagia ostertagi
Lineage: Eukaryota; Metazoa; Nematoda; Chromadorea; Rhabditida; Trichostrongylidae
Source: the annotation of a GenBank genome assembly
GGAUAAAGAUAAAGUUUGUAUCAGUUUACAGCAAACCCCUUUCUCUAUGCGUUCAGUGAAUACGAUCAUCGAAACGACUGACCAGAUAAUCUCCGACGGGGUUAGAAGAGGAAUUCUUCAUUUAUAUACGGAUGACAAUAAGCUCACUGGAAACCAGAUCACCUUAAAGGGAAAAAAUGUUACCAAUUUUGGCUCCUGCAGCUACCUGGGGCUGGAGUUUGACCACCGCCUGGUAGAAAGUUCCAAAGCGGCAAUCGACAACUAUGGUACCCAGUUUUCCGAGUCAAGGGCCUAUGUAUCGGUGAAGUUAUACGCGGAGCUUGAAGAUUUGUUCAACAAAAUAUUCGAAGCAUCCUGUGUGAUCACGCCGACGACAACGCUGGGUCAUAUUGCUAAUAUUCCGGUAUUGAUGUCUACAGCUGAUGCCAUCAUCACUGAUCAGUUGGUACAUAACUCUGUGAAUACGGCCGUAAAAUUACUGGCGGGAGCGGGUACACAUAUAGAAGUCAUCCGGCACAAUCGUAUGGAUCUGCUGGAAGAAAGAAUAAAAGCAUUGCGGAACAAGCAUCGGAAGGUUUGGUACCUCGCUGAUGGCAUUUAUUCAAUGUUUGGUGAUACAGCCCCGAUGAAUGACCUGUAUCAAUUACUCGAUCAAUAUCCCUGUUUUCAUUUAUAUAUAGAUGAUGCUCAUGGUAUGAGCAUUCACGGCAAGAACGGCAGAGGGUUCGCUCUUGACAAGCGCAUGUUUCAUCCCAAAAUGGUAAUGGCUACUUCACUGGCAAAGGCAUUUGCUACAGGUGGUGCUGUCAUGGUUUAUCCGGACAAAGAACUGGCCAGGAAGGUGAGAACCUGCGGAGGUCCCUUGAUCACAUCGGGCCCUCUUCAGCCGGCCCAAUUGGGCGCGGCUGUCGCCGCUGCCCGCAUACAUCUCAGUGAUGAGAUAUACACGAUGCAGGAAGAAUUGAAAGACCGCAUUCUUUUUACCAACAUGAUGUUACGUAAAUAUCAACUGCCCGUAAUCGCUGAAAAUAAUGAAGCCGUAUUUUUUGUAGGCGUACACCUCCCCAAAGUCGGUUACAAUAUGGUUCGCCGUAUGCUCGAUGCCGGUUAUUACGUUAAUCUUGGCAUAUUUCCGGCCGUCCCUAUGAAAAACACCGGCAUCCGGUUUACCAUUACCAGGCUCCAUACAUUUCGUCAGAUCGAAGAAAUGAUCGCAACGAUGGCAUUGCAACUGGAACUGGCUUUGAAGGAAGAAGCUUACCCUACGGAAGAACAAAUAGACCACUGGUAUUCACUUUAUCAGAAUGUGAAGAACAAUAGUCUCGAUCUGAAUACUUUUACCUUACCGCGUCAGCUUUUUAAAUAUAUCGCCAUUGACCCAUCCUGGGAAGUGGUGUCAUUAAAACUCAAAUCCAACGAUAGCGAACACCCUGCAACGGCAGCCGUUGUAUUCUGUCACAAGUCAGGCGAGCAUUAUGCACCCAUGAUCAUUGGCCUCGAUUACAUUUGUAAUAAAGAAUACAAAGUCUACAGGCAGGCACUUUACCAACUGGUGAUGCGUGGCAAAGCGCUUGGCAAAAAAUCUAUCCGUCUAGGAUUUUCAGCCCAGGAAGAAAAGAAGAAAAGAAUGAAAUUGACAAGGGGCGAGUUCUGCCAGUUCAGCGUAUCCGCACGCUGUGAACUGCUAAAAGAAUUCGGUAAACGUGUGUUGAAAAGAAAUUUCGACACCAGACAGGUAACAGAAGAUAUUGCAAUUGACUUCAGGUGUGAUGAAACCAGGCUAAGGGCACAUAUCGCUUUGAAAAACGAUAGCCAGUAUAAUGUUACCGGCCUGGGCGAACUGUACCUGGCAGAUGGACAAUACACCAUACUGGAUGCUCCAAAUGUGUCGGGGAAUGGUGGAUGUCGGGUGAGGAUACGCCACGGUUACUUUUUAAAAAUCAUUCCUGGCUAUCACAACAGCAGAGAAGCAUUAUCGACAGUAUAUUG